This is a messenger RNA of Onthophagus taurus, 1767 nucleotides long. Its product is annotated as luciferin 4-monooxygenase-like. NCBI's taxonomy places the organism in Eukaryota, Metazoa, Arthropoda, Insecta, Coleoptera, Scarabaeidae. Gene Ontology annotation, molecular function: CoA-ligase activity. The record is from RefSeq and is a predicted model, not a curated record.
GUUAUAAAUCGAACAGUGUUUCUAUAAACCUCAUCAAAUAAACUCGUCUUAAACUCUUCCACAUCCAAUAAAAAAAUCAUCAUGAACAGAAAGCAUGUACUUGUUGGCCCACCUUUAAGUUCUCCAAUUCCUAAUGAAAAUCUUGCCCAACAAAUUUAUGAGAAUUUCCGUCAACGUAGACGAGAUGAAAUUGCAUUUAAAAACGAUAUCACCGAUCAAUGGGUUUCUGUUGGAAAAGUUCUUGAUGAUUCCGCUAGAAUAGCAAUCUCUUUAACAGAAAUGGGACUAUCUUCAAAUAAUUUAAUCGCUAUUUGUUCAAAUAAUCAUAUUAAUUAUCCAAGUGUGAUCUUUGGAGCGUUAGCCGCUGGAGUUCCUUUGGCGUUAAUGAGUCCCGUAUACACAGAGUAUGAAUUGGAGAGUCUUUUUAACAUCAUCGAACCGGAUGUUGUUUUUUGUUCAGAAAUGAACAUGGAAACGUUAGUUAAGUUAAAACCAAAAACGAAAACGUUAAAAAAAGUCGUGGUUAUCGACACUGAAGAACCAGUUCCCGGAGUUGAAGAUUUAGACGCGUUUAUUUCACCAUCAAUUUCAUCGAAAUUUUCCGUUGCUGAUUUUCCAAUUAGAAAAGUCAACGCUAAAGAUCAAUUAGCGUUUAUUUUAUUCUCUUCGGGCACAACUGGUUUACCGAAAGCAGUUGCUUUAACUCAUUAUGGUGUUAGUGGUACUCUUAUUGGGUUAAAUCAUCCUGAUUUAGUACUUCCAAUUGAACCAGACGUUGGAUUAGGCGUCCUUCCAUUCUUCCAUAUUUACGGUUUAUACGUCAUCCUUCAAACCAUCAUCAAGAAGAAACCUUUAAUGAUUCUUGAACAUUUUAAUCCAUUUGAUUAUUUAAGGUGUAUUGAAAAGUACAAAAUCGACGUCGUUAUUGGAGUACCAAUGUUGAUACAAUUUUUAGCUAAAAGCCCUGUUGUUGAUGAUUACGAUUUGUCGUGUGUAAAAGAAGCAACUUGUGCUUCAGCUCCAAUUGGUGAAGAUACUAUUCAAGAACUCAAAGAUCGUUUGAAAUUACAAAAUGUUCGUCAAGCUUAUGGUUGUACAGAGGCUCAUAUGUUGGUUACAAUAUCUCCAGCGGUAGGAGCAAGACCAGGUUCAGUGGGAAAAGUUGCUCCUGGGAUGAAAAUGUUUAUUAGAGAUGUAAAAACUGGGGAAUCUCUUCCAGCGUUUAAAGAAGGCGAAAUUUGUUCGAUAAGUGAUAUGGUAAUGAAGGGUUAUUACAGAAAUGAUGCUGCAACUAAAGAAACGUUCACUGAAGAUGGUUGGUUAAAAUCUGGAGAUAUUGGAUAUUACGAUGAAGAUGGUCAACUUUACAUCGUUGACAGAAUGAAAGAAUUGAUUAAAUACAAAGGAUUUCAAGUGGCUCCAGCAGAACUUGAAGCUGUGUUGAUGAAGAACAAAAAGAUUGCAGAUGCCGGCGUUAUUGGUAAACCGGAUAAAGUAGCUGGGGAAGUACCAGUGGCUUUUGUUGUGAAACAAGAAGAUGUUGAUCUCACCGAAACUGAAGUUAAAAAUUAUGUAGCCGGUUUUCUUACUCAAAGAAAACAUUUACACGAAGUUUACUUUGUCGAUGAAAUACCUAGGACUCGAUCUGGAAAAAUUAUGAGAAGGGAAUUGAAGAAAAUUUUGGAGAACAUGAUGAAAUCAAAAUUGUAAAUUCAAAAAUGUGGCUUAUCAUGAUGUAUAUAGAAAUAAAAGACCUAUGAUUAUUUA